Messenger RNA from Linepithema humile (Argentine ant), 2012 nucleotides. RefSeq lists its product as uncharacterized. NCBI's taxonomy places the organism in Eukaryota, Metazoa, Arthropoda, Insecta, Hymenoptera, Formicidae. The record is from RefSeq and is a predicted model, not a curated record.
UCGACUUGACAUCACACGGUUAACAUGAAGCUCCUCCUGUUCACGUCCGUGGUCUGCUUCGCGGCGGUCUUAGCAGCGCCGGCUGACAAGCAGAAGAGGGAGAUUUUGCCGGGAGAUCCACGGUACGGAACCGACUAUCAGCACCAUCAUCACCACGAGCAUGAGAACGACGUGCAGAUCAGUAAAGCUGCUGGCGGUUAUGUAGGUUCUUAUGCGGUUCAUGACGAAAAUCAGUCGGGAGAAGCUCAGCCGCAACCCCAUUCGGCCUAUGGACCGCCUAACCACCAAGUCGGACAGCUCUUGGGCUCUGAUUUUCUGACGAACAGUGACAGUGCCAAAGCUAUCGCCCAUGUGCCGGCCACUUCCUACGGAAUCCCCGACACUCAGGUCAUUAACAAUAAUUUCCUCGAAGGCGGCAAGUUAAACGCUGUUGUCAAGACAGUUCACGAGCAUCCAACAUACGAUGUGGUGCAAAAAUCCGUAAUCCCUGAGGUCCACCAGCCAGCGGUCGUGCAUAAACAUGUGGAAACCGUCUCGGUUCCGCAGGUGAAGGUGACCACGUCUCAUCUACCUGUUCAAACUCAAGGAGUCGUCCAGCACAGCGUGCCGUCCGUCGCUUCUUCCAUCAAAAACUUCCCCAGCUACAGCUAUCCUUCGUACAGCAACAUACCUCUGAAGACGAUCGAUCAUCAUGUUCACGUACAAGUACCACAACCGUACCCAGUGCCGGUAACCAAGCAUGUCUCGUACCCCAUUCCCGUGCCUCACCGCGUCGAAGUGCCCAAACCAUACUACGUCCGUGUACCUCAGCCCGUUCAAGUCGCCGUGAAUCGUCCGUACCCCGUAGAAGUACCACGCCCGGUGCCGUACGUCGUGCCGCAUUACGUGCGAACCAGCGGUUAUCCAGUUAUCCAGCAGCACGGUGUUAUCGUGGACGCAAACAGAGCAUCAAGCAAUCCGUUCCAGGGCUUCUUCGAAAACGCCCAGUUCCAGAACGUGCUGGCGAACUUCCCGAACUUCCAGAACCCUUUGGAAGGCUUCCAGAACUCCUUCGAGAACUUCGAGCUGCCGUCUUUCCCCAACCUGCCAUCUUUCCCAUCUCUGCCGUCGUUCUUCCCGUCCCAGCAGCCGUCUCAACCUGCUAACAAUGCACCAUCCAGCGCCGACACAGUUGCCGUCGACAAUCUAGCGCUGAAGGUCGAGAAACCUAAAGUACUUAAACCGGCUACCACGUGUGCCGGAUGCUCUGUUGGAGCCGUCAACGGUGGUUCUGCCAGCGCCAGUGCCGUCUCUUCCGUCUCUAGUGGUGCAGCUGUUGCCACCAAGCAGGAUCAAUUGCAGGAACACGUGCAGUCCACCGAUGCCAACGGUGGUUACGUUUACUAGAAUGUUUUACCUGAAUGGACAUUGAAUAGGCUACUGGAAUUUCUUAGUGGAAAUGUUAAAAGAUCAUUUAACGCGAUGACAUAUUUCUGGUAUGUUGAAUUGAUCAAAAAGUUUGUUCAUUUUUUGUUUCAUUCCUUGUUUUAAUUAUUCUAAAUCUUUCUAACUUUCGAUAAUAUACAAUUUUAAUUUAUCGAUAUCGUUUCUCCGCUAUUUAAAGUUUUACAAGAAAACCAUGCAACCCAAAAUUCAAUAGUUUACUUUGCUUGAUGUAAAAUUUUAUUAAUUUAAAAAAUUUUUUUUUCUAAAUAGUAUUUUAUAUGAAAAAUUUUUACAUGCAAAAAACGAACAACUUUUUCAUCAAUGUAACAUUUUUAUCUUAAACGGAAACAAUCAUGAAUAAACAUCGCGACGUGAAAAAGAUAGACCUAGAUUACUUGAUAACUUAAAAUACUUGUAGCAUAUUAUAAUGUAAUUUUAAAUUUGAUAGAAUUUAAACGACCACAACAAGAUUUAUACGAUUUCUUUUAGGCAUUUGAAGGUCAGAAGCCUAUUAAGCUUAUCAGAAAAAAGAAUUAUUAUAGAAUUUAGAUAAUAUUUUUUUUACUUAAAUAAAAUUCGUUUAUUAC